Messenger RNA from Geodia barretti, 510 nucleotides. The record is from the annotation of a GenBank genome assembly. Lineage: Eukaryota; Metazoa; Porifera; Demospongiae; Tetractinellida; Geodiidae.
AUGCACAAAACAGAAGCGGGCGGGAUUCGCCUGGGUUUGCACACGCCCGAUGACGUACGGCAGGCAUUCGGCGAGGUUACCAACAACGCGCUGGAGUACGACCGCAACGCCACCAUCGACGGGGCCUUGGUGCAGCAAAUGAUUACGGGCGGCGUGGAGACUAUCGUGGGAGUGUCUUACGACAGCCAAUUGGGACCAGUGCUGCUGUUUGGCACCGGCGGGGUGAUGGUGGAGAUAUACAACGACGUAGCCCUGCGGCUGUGUCCCAUCAACCGGGAGGAUGCGCUGGAGAUGAUUGGCGAGGUGAAGGGAGUGGGGCUGCUGCGCGGGUUCCGGGGAGCGCCGCCUGCCGACAUUGACGCCCUGGCCGACGUAUUGGUCAGCGUGUCACAGAUGGCAGUUAGCCUGGAAGGGCGGCUGACCGAACUGGACAUCAAUCCAUUGAUGGUCCUGCAGGCUGGCCAGGGUGUGGUGGCUGCCGAUGCGCUGGCGGUUCUGGCUGACCAGUAA